AUGUCGCAAGCAGCCAUUGAGCUGCGCAGGUCGUGCAGCUUUUGCCGUCACCGCAAGAUGAGAUGCAGCGGGGAGACACCCUGGUGCAGGUCCUGCAAAGAAAGAGCGCAGCCCUGUCUCUACGAGGCGAGCAUACCGAGGGCACGACCGCGACGCCAGGUCGACCCGGCCAUGACCUUUCCCUUUCUGUCAAAGGCACUGGCAGGGCCAUCGGCACCAACGCUCGACUUCUUCGGAGGCUUACUAGACUGCCUGUUUAGGGUCUUGUGGGAGCCGCAGACGGUCCUGUCCGUCAAGCACCAGACGCUCAUCACAGAGUCGCACCAGGCGACUGCCUCUUCCGAGCCAGUGGUGCUUCCAUUCGAUGGCACGCUCAUGCUGAUGUUCUAUGAGACGGCGGAGAUGCUGGUCGACAAGAUCUCUCCCCUCGGUCGAGCCCUCAACCACCAGCAACGUCGUCCACGCUUCAUCGAGGCCCUCAGUCGCGACAGCACGCAGUUCAUGUUCGACGAGGAUCCGACCUCUUGCACGAGCGAUCGGGACCUGAUCAAGGGCCUCGAACAGCAGCGGAUCCUCGACCUCAUCGAUUUCGCAUUUACCCAUCAUCCGUUUCUCGGCAUCAUCUGCUCAAAGACGCUCUUUCUACGCGACUACAACGCCGAGACGCUGGACAGCUGCCUGCUGCAUGUCGUCCUCGGCGAGGCUCUCUCGCUGAUGGCUAUCAAGGCCAAGGCGGAGCACGGUGCGGCUACACUCUCCGACAGCGAGCUGUCCCAUGACGCAUUCGUAUCGGAAGCCAUUGCCCUGCUCAGCAGGAAAAAGAGGCUGGGUCUCGGCGAGGACGAGAUGCUCAGGACAAUGCAGUCGGUCGUGCUGCUGGCAUGGCACAUGCUCUAUACGGGCAGGAUCAAGCGCUCAAUCGUCCUGUUCGGGAUAGCCACCGACUUGGUCCGACGAGUGGUGGCCGAGCGUGAGUUCGACAGUACCUGGUCGGCGCGGGUCAACGGCAUCUCCACCGACGACCUCGCCGAGGAGGUCCUCUUCGCGAUGCACUGGAUCGUACAGAGCGCGACUCUGUGGGCAAGCCUGCACCUCGACCUGGUCAUCUCCGACCUGUUCGGCCCCACAAUCCAAGGCUACUACCCCCCGCUCGACCUCAAAGGCUCCAAGGUCUGGACGCUCGACGUCAUCUCGGGUUCCAUAUCCGCCGUCGGGAGGCAGGCCAAGACCACCGCGAGGGUGCGCAUCCUCUCUCAUGGCUACGGUCUCGCCUCGAGCAUCUUUAGCAUCCUCCUCGCCGAUGGCCUCGCUUCGGCCUCAUCCUUGAGCCAGGGUCGACCGACCUGGCGAUCCACGACGGUCAUGCACCAGCUGCACGCCUGCCUGCCUCGCAUACUGGAGGAGGCGCGAAGCGCAGUGCCCGAGACGCACAAGGCGCUCGAGGGCUACGUGGCGGUUCAGACGUACCAUGAGCUUCUCGCCCUUCGUAUCCUCUUUGAGGCCCCAUCGAUGCGGGAUCCCAGCCGCUGGCCCGCAGGCAAGCCCAUCGACCGUGACGCCGUUCUCCAGGUCAUUGAGAUAUCCAAAUCACUAGUGGGCCAAGCCGUCCAGAUCACCUCGAUAGGGGGGGCCGCUCCGGACGAGAGCGAAAGCCCCCGAGAUGGCAGCCACCUGCACCGGGAAGAGCUUCUCUAUUCGACGGGAAGCGGCGCGCCUCUUUGGUGCACGGCCUUCAUGGUGUUAGCCAUCGACACGGCAGCACGGGCGCUCGAAGUCAUCCUGACCAAGGCGGGGAUCAUUGUCUGCACGGGAGCUCUGCCGAGCGACAUCGAGGGCACCUACGACAUCGACGAGGAGGCAAAGGACCUGACUUACGGGCGCGUCGGAAAGGUGGCCGCCAUCCUGUCUCGGUUCUACCAGCUCCUCCGCUCGCCCACCUUCGAGUGCAACAUGCGUCGCAGCGUCAAGCGCCACUGCAAGGUCCUGCUGCUCGCCCUCGAGGCGCGAGGCGUCGACCCGGACAGGACAGAGUCGCUACCGGGCAUGCGCGACCUUGAAGACGGCAAGCUGCCGCAGAAUGUGUCUCCGAUGCAAGGUCAGCCCGACCGCGCGCCCGAGCAAGCGGCAUGGAGUCACAAGAACUGUCCGCCUGCCACGAUCGAGGGCCCGACGAAGAUUCAUGGCCCGCUUCCAGCAUCGGCAUGCCCUGACAAGGAUGAAGAGAUGGCCUUGCUGGUGCUGCCGCAGCCAAGGGGCUUUGGACCGAUGCCGGCAAGCCGCGUGGAUCCGUUUGGAAGGUCAUUCCGAUCGGACGAGAUCGAUCCCCAGCCCACCCAGGCGCUGGGUCCUCUCGGUAUAGCAGGCGGCCCGCGUCGCCACACCAUCUCGAGCUUCAACGGCGCCGACCAAUGCCCCAGCUCGCCCUCGCAACGCUUCCACGCCAUCGGCCGGACCCAGGACGGUUUUGUCGGUCUCGACCCUCUCGCUCCCGCUCGAUCCGAUGCCGACCACCUGGCUAUGGCCGGGGAUGCAGGCUACGCUAGUGUCAGCACCAGCGCGAGCAGCCAGGACAGCUGCGACCAGUGGCGUACGAUCGACGAAGGCGAGGCGGCGGGGCGAAGACGGAGCGCCGGCGCCGUCCCCGGCUGCGACGUCCCUCUCUUGCGGGAGCCGAUCCCGCGUCGCCCGUGGAUCGAGGCAACGUCUCAAGGCUUGCCGCACCAUCAUCUCUUCACGUCUCGGACCCUUCCGCAGGCCCAGCCGACCGGAUUCCGCGUCUACCCCUCGACGAUCUUUAAUGGCGCUGCCGCGCAAGGCUUUGACGGCGACAAGGCUUUCUUUCGAUCCUCUCUGCAUGGCGCUGCGCCUGGUAGCGGUGGCGAGACGGCGUGGUGGCCCGCGCCGGGCUCUGGUUCAACCCUCGGCCCGGUGAGGGACCCGAUCUUUGGCGACGGGUCCCAGGAUAGCAGCAGCAGCAGCGUUCGUCGCUCUGACGGCGGUGGCGAGGGCGUGCACGCCUCUACCUUCCAAGCGUCGCCUUUCGGCGUGGGACUCGACCACAGCGAGAGCUUCGCAGACGCUGCUGUUGCCGGAGCAGGGGUUGGCGCUGUCAUAUGGAAGGCCCCUGCUGAGGCCAAGACGGCUCCCCAUCGCGAUAUGGCGCCGCCCUUCUGGCGUCCUGCCGCCGAAGUCGAGCAAGACGGCUACGGAGAGUGA
Molecule: messenger RNA, 3216 nt
Organism: Pseudozyma flocculosa PF-1
Lineage: Eukaryota; Fungi; Basidiomycota; Ustilaginomycetes; Ustilaginales; Ustilaginaceae
Exons: 11
Coding region: 1-3216 (1071 amino acids)
Biological process (GO): regulation of DNA-templated transcription
Molecular function (GO): DNA-binding transcription factor activity, RNA polymerase II-specific; zinc ion binding
Source: RefSeq, a predicted model, not a curated record